AAGAUGAGAUUCUAUUAGCGAAGGCUUGGUCUAUAUAAGUUCCAACUUUUCUCACAGUUGUGUCUUCUUUUCCUACCUUGCUGCUCUUCAACCAAAAUAAUCCCUAACUUUUCUUGGCAAAACAUUUUCUCUCAAUGUCAGAAGAAUUUCAAGAGUCCGAGAUUAUAUUUUCUGAUGAAUAUUUCAUGAGUAACAACGUCAAGAGUAGCAACAAAGAAAACACCAAAAGAAAGCCGAUGGCGACGGGGAAGAAGUCAUCUCCUGUCAGAAUCCCGUCAAGAACUAUUUCCCCGUGUAAGGUUGAGAACGAGGAGGAGGAGCAGGAGGAGCGUAUGACUCCGCCACAUGUCAUAAUCAGAAAACGAAGAAAGGAGGCGCAAAUGGCGUAUUCAUUUUGUACACUUAAAGGAAGAGACUUAAGUCGUCACCGGAACUCCGUUCUUAGGAUGACCGGUUUUUUGGAAGUUUAAUUAUUUCAAAAUAAAAUGAGAACCGAUCUGGUUUAGAUUUGCUUUUGUUGUAUUUGUAUAGAACAGCUUUGAAAUUAACCGAAUGGAAUUACAUUUUUUUU
Messenger RNA from Raphanus sativus (radish), 571 nucleotides. Its product is annotated as protein S40-3. NCBI's taxonomy places the organism in Eukaryota, Viridiplantae, Streptophyta, Magnoliopsida, Brassicales, Brassicaceae. The transcript has a single exon. The coding region runs from base 135 to 470 and encodes 111 amino acids. The record is from RefSeq and is a predicted model, not a curated record.